UCUGCUUGAAAUCACUUGAACCUUUUAACCACGGAAUUAUGUUUCGAACGUCCCUCGUGGGUGGCGUAAUUAGAGUCAAGAAAUGAUUAGUACAUUGUACGAAAGUACGAGAAAUGCUUUUGUUAUAAAUUUUAUGAACAAAAGGAACACAGAGAACGCAUACGUUAUUUUCUAUAUGAAAUUAACGAUUCAUUGUUGAAGAGGUUAUUCUUAUUUAUUGCGAUAUUAGUCUAUGAUGUAUGAAGAAAUAUGAGAAUAUACAGGGUGUCCCAAAAAUGUUGAAACGGGUGGUUCGGGAAGUGAUUUGAAACAACUUUAUCUUUAGCGAAAAUAUUGCCCGUGUAGUUGUCCGAGUUUUUAGUAACAUAAAAAUACUUUCGUUUCUGCGGGUGUGUUUUGCUCGACUUUCGUUCGACUCUGGACGCUCAUAUUAUUAAAUAUCAACACACUGGUCCAAUCAUGACCAGAGCACCCUUCGUUGGACCUUCCUCUUUCGAAUGAGCCCUCAUUCAGCCCAAAAUAUGCUAAUAUAAGCGCGAAAAGCGAAAAAUCCCGAACCCCUUUUUCGCUGCAUUACUCUGUGCGUGUGUGUGUGUGCGCGCGCGCGCGCGUGUGUGUGACUCGAUUUAUGGGUUCCUAUAUCGCUAAACAUGUUUAUUUAAGGGAUUUCAAAAUUUCUUCACUGAUGAAAUAUAACUUUAAUCAUUCCCCACACAAAGUGGAAAGCAUUUCAACGAUUCAGGAACUGUUACGAGCACGCCGAAUAAAUGAUUGCUGCUGUAUAGCCAGAAAGACGAUGCGGUUUUAUUAUUAACUAUAAUUAUAGGUAUGGAUCCGUAUUAAAGUUCCCCCAAAUAACUGUGAUUCCAUCUCGAUUUCGUCGCACCCGCAACCAGAAGCCUGGUAUAAAAUCCACUGGCUUCGUAACAUUAAGCUAUUUUCUUUGGUGAAGUCUCCCGGGAUCGUGGCAACUUGCUAAUGAUUCGAAAGGCACUCGUAUUAGCGACGAUGUUGGCAGGUAUUUUGAGCGAACCUCAAGGUCCUGGCUACCUUCCGCCAACACCAUCACGUCCACCCAUUGGAGGAGGAGGUGGAAAUAGUGGCCAUCCAGACGAGUGGGCUGGUGAUCCGGCGAAUUACGAAUUCUCGUACGAAGUGCAAGACGCAGGAGCCGGGUUAGACUUUGGUCACCACGAAUCAAGAAAAGACAACGAGGCGAGUGGAACGUACCACGUGUUGUUGCCGGACGGUCGAACACAAAUCGUCGAUUACGUUGCCGACGGUGGCGGGUAUCGUCCAAUGGUACGAUACGAGGGCACAGCAACGUAUCCAGCUCCGGGACCUCCAUCAUCGGGCGGUGGAUCAACCAGUAACGAGGGAUACAGAUAUUAAUCGA
Molecule: messenger RNA, 1396 nt
Organism: Hylaeus anthracinus
Lineage: Eukaryota; Metazoa; Arthropoda; Insecta; Hymenoptera; Colletidae
Product: pro-resilin-like
Exons: 3
Coding region: 979-1392 (137 amino acids)
Cellular component (GO): extracellular matrix
Source: RefSeq, a predicted model, not a curated record